AUGGCUGCCGAGGGCGAGGACCCGUUCGCCGAGUUCCUCUCGCAGGAGCCGGCGGCGGAGGCCCCCGUGGCGGCGGACGCCGAGUCGCAGCUGGCGGCGCUGGCCGCCAGCGCGAAGCGCCAGGAGCAGCUGCUCGGCAAGGUCUGCAGCUUGCUGGCGAGCCUGGACGAGAAGAUGGGGCGGAUGGCCAACGCUCAGGACAAGCAGCGGCACGGGUACCAUGACUCAGGCCAGACGCAGAUCGGGAUGGGCGAGGGAGCGCGUGCCACGGAGGGCGUGCCCCCGGGCGGGCGGGCCCCGGGGGCCCCGAUUGCCGCCGCAAUUGGUGAAGGCAUGUUUAAAGAGAUGCACGCGCUGUCCGAGACCCUGGACCUUUUGUUCCAGGGCAGUUUUCUUGAGGGCAUGGACAUGCUGAUGCAGAGGUUCAAGGCCUGCCAGCUCGCCUGCAAGGACAUGCGCUGGCGGAGCGCGCGCUGGCUGGAGCUCAUUCGCCCCGACGCCGAUACGGAGAGCUUGGAGGCCCACAUCGCGAUCAGGGUGUUCAGGAGGCGGCUCGCACUGCAGAGGCCUUCCAAGACGCACAAGAAGAUGCAGCUGCAGAGCCCCAAGAAGGACAGCGAGACCCAGGGCGGGCACCGGCAGCGCCUGGCUCAGACGAUGAGGAAGCAGACGCCGCCAGGCCAGGGGAACACUCGCAAGGUCGUCCUGGAAGGCUCGGACAAGCAGGACAAGGCUCCGAACCAGAAGGCCAGGCUUGCAGCGGCCCUCGAGGAUGGCAUGGCCCCGCUCACCUCCGUGCCGUGGCUUAUUGAGGCCAUGUUCACGCGCCCUGGCAGGGCCUGGAAGCUUAUGGUUGAAAAGUCGACCGCGACGAGCCCCAGCGACGUGGUUCCAUAUAUCUGCGCCACCGAGCAUUUUGGAACCGAGAGGUCGGUUGGGCUCGAUGCUGGGGCUGCUGCCGCUUGCACCGCCUCCGCGGCGGCCGAGCUUUGGAUCUUCGACCAGGCCAUGUUCGCUAGCUACCAGUACGCGGGCUCGCGCGGGGAGGAGGCGCGGGGCCACCGCUCGCACUAUUCGGCCGCGCGCGUCAACGCCAUCGGAGUAAUGCAGGAGGCCGUAUUGCAUGUUCUCGCGGGUGACCUCGGUAGGGUACCGAUGCCCCUGCUCAGCGAGAUCUCGACGAGAGCCUCCAGUGCCUACGACAUCGACAGCGGCGCGCGCGCUCUCUGCCACUUCGGCGUAGUGCUCGCCUGGCUGGACGAGCCACCCCAGGCCCUCCUGCCGCGCGCCCUGUGGCCCUCCGAGGUGCCGAAGGCGAGGCUUCUGGUAGACUCGCCUGCCGAGUGGGCCAAGAUCGCGAGCCACUUCCACUCGCUCUGGAUCGUGGAGGCGAUUGAGGAUGAGCACAUCUUUCGGGCGAGUAGCACGCCCGUGCUCAACGGGGCUUUCCCUGUCGAGAAGAAGGGCACUCCAGAGGCUGGGGAGCAACGGCAGUGCCGCUUCAUCAUGAACAUGGCGCCUGCCACCAGACGGGCCUUCUUCGUCUGGGAGAUCCUUCGUCCGUGGCGCAGCUUCGCCGCGCUGAAUGGCCGCGUUCCGGGUCGCCUGCUGGGGCGUCCUGACCUGAGGACCGUGCGCGUCUGCUUGGCUGUCAUUCCGAUGGGCUGGCUGCUGGCGGUCACAUGGUUCCAACGCUCUCAUAGGAUCGUCGACAAUCCGAAGGGCGUGGUCGGCGUCGGAUCGGUCUGCCAAAAGCUGCAGAGAGCAUCCCGCCAGCGGAACGGCGCGGCAUGGGCUGAGCGCAAGGCCCAUCUCGGCAAUACCAGGGUCGAGAGGAUGGGCGCGCUCGUGGACGGCCUGCGGGGCCGCGUCUCGGCGCCCCCCAUGAAGCCGUUCGAGGCGAUGCUCCCCGGGGCCCUGCCGGUGACCAAGGGCUCGGUAUACUGGAAGACCAUCGCCCUCAUGGGCAAGCUGAUCAGGGCGCUGGAGUUUAGGCGCGUGCUCUUCUGCAUCCGUCACGAGGUCUGGAAGUUUGCGGACGGCGCCCAUUCUGGCUGCGGCAGCUCUGAAAUCACCGACGAGAUCCUCGGCGGCAUCGGCCCACCCCCACUCGCCUUCACCGACCUGCGCGCGGAGGUGGAUGCAGGGGUCUCAUGUUCCUACGCGUCAGGGGAUGGCGGAGGCGCCAGCGCGUCGCUGAGGCUCUGCCCCGAGGCUCUAACGAGGCUGACGGCUGCCGCCGCCUUGGGCCAGGAGGUCCGCCAGCGCGUCGCGGCGGGCCGGCCGCUGCUAGGCGAGGCGUCUCGUUGGCGAGCCCGGGGGUCGAGGAACCUUGCCCUGCCGCCGCUCGCUGGCGACGAGGAGCCUGCGGUCCUGGUCGUCGGGCUCUUCGACGGGAUCGGGGGCAUGGUCGUUGCGCUUUCCAGGCUUCGCACCAAGAUCAUAGGAGGGCUCGCGGGCAAGAGGAGUGCCCCCAUCGGCGAGGUACCGCGGUUCCUUCGGGUGCUGAGGGCGGCGUUUCCUGGGAAGGUGCGCUCCCUCAUUGAGAAUGUCGCCUCUAUGCCGCUGGAUGACAUCGAGCGCAUCUCUGACGCGCCGCAGGUCACGCCCUACCGGUGCUGCAGCAGCUGCUUGUUCCCCAGCAGGAGGCCACGACUGCGCCGGCUGUCGCGGCGCCUGCUGCUGCGCGAAGGCUACUCUUACCAGGGCAGGGGGCGCUUCGUCGAGGUCGCCACCGACGGCGCGAAGCGCGUAGAGCUGUCCUGGGCCACUCCUGGCUGGAUCUGGAAUGGUGGCGCGCUGCCAGUGCCGACCCAUGUCUGUGCUAGGUACACCGAGUGCGCUACGAAAGGUGGGUCUGGCUCGAGCUCUGCGACCACGCGGUGUUGCCUGCUCGGAAAUAGCUUCCCAGUCUGCACCGUGUCAUGGCUGCUGCAGCACGCCCUGGUCGCUGAUGGGCACCAGCUGCGGCUGUGCACCGCGCGCGGCCUCGCGUGUCGAUGGGGGACUUUGGAGGUGAUCUCGAGCUACCGGUGGCGCGCGGGAAUCGGGAAGCGCAUCGACGCCCUCGAGAUCCAGGCAGCGGCGGCUGCGGUCGGGGCAAGCCGGCUCAGGCGCAUGCUGCAGUUGAUCGACAGCCAGGUCGCUGCCUCGGUGCUCACGAAGGGCCGCAGCAGCAGCAGGGUCUUGCGGGUGCACGUCAAGCGAUGGGGAGCCUUAUGCUGGGCGACAGGCUGCUACGUCAUGCUUGGCUACAUCGCGUCGGAAGACAACCCGCCGACGGCCGCCCCGAAGGGUUUGGCAGCUCAGAGGCUGUCGCCGCAAGCCCACAGGCUCCAGACUUUGCGACCCUGUCAGAAGCUCUCGGAUCCCAGAGCGCGCGCGAUCACUCUCAAGAGGUGCGGCAUCGCCGUCGCGGAGUUCUUCGUCUUCGCCAUCGAGGGUGGCUUCUUGCUGACUGACGCGGCAAAGCUGGCGCCUAUCAGCCGCGCCUACCCAGCGAGCCCUGAGAUGGCAUUCGGGCUUGCAGGCGCUGCGCUGGCGGCGGGUCAGCCCCUGCUGGCAGCUCUUGUCCUCGUCACUUCUGCGAUGCUUCGGACCAAAGCGUUGCGGGAUCUCACGUAUGGUGAUAUCACGUUUGCCGAGGGCGGCGUCAUCUUGCGGCCCCCGGCGACGAAGAUGGGCGCCAGGACCAGCAGGGUGCAGUUCGUCGCGGUGCAAACGCCGAUCGCAGUCAACUUGCUGCGAGUUUCGGCUGAGGGCGCCAAUCCGACAGACCACGUGUGCCCGCGCACGUGCGCACAGCUCCAGCGGCUUCUGAAGUCCCUCCUCGCUGCUGCCUCGACCCCGCCUGCACGCUGGCCCUGGUACAGCUUCGGGCGGGGAGGUGCCUGCCAUGAUCUUCUCCUGGGCGUCAAUCUCGAGCGCACACCGCAGCGAGGGAGGUGGCGCGCCGUAACUUCUGCCCGCGCGUCUGUCGAGGAGGCCGCCGCCGACUUCGACGAUGCCUCAAUGAGCCAGCUCGAGAGAUAG
Molecule: messenger RNA, 4032 nt
Organism: Prorocentrum cordatum
Lineage: Eukaryota; Dinophyceae; Prorocentrales; Prorocentraceae
Source: the annotation of a GenBank genome assembly